Messenger RNA from Pomacea canaliculata, 2912 nucleotides. RefSeq names its product iroquois-class homeodomain protein IRX-6-like. NCBI's taxonomy places the organism in Eukaryota, Metazoa, Mollusca, Gastropoda, Architaenioglossa, Ampullariidae. The record is from RefSeq and is a predicted model, not a curated record. Gene Ontology annotation, cellular component: nucleus. Gene Ontology annotation, molecular function: DNA-binding transcription factor activity, RNA polymerase II-specific; RNA polymerase II cis-regulatory region sequence-specific DNA binding. Gene Ontology annotation, biological process: neuron differentiation; cell development; regulation of transcription by RNA polymerase II.
AUGUCGUAUGCAGCUCAUCUCGGCUUCCAGGCAACUCCUGGAGCUUUGUCACAGUCACAGGUACCAUCUAGUCCAUCCACUCCAACACCAGGCAGAGGUUGCUGUGAGAACGGGAGACCAGUCCUGAGACCCCACACAGGACAGUCCGUGUGUUCGUGCCAGUACAGCUCGGCCUUGCUGGGGUACUCUCGCCUACCCGGCCUGACGUCGGCAUUGUUUCCUCCGGGGGCGUAUUCUCCUGGGGCAGCUUCGCAAGGCUACACCGUCUCGCUGGGGUCGGAGGGCUCAGCCUUCUACACACCAUUGGCUGCAAGCGGAGCGAAUUUGAGAGACAGCACGGAGGCGUGGCGAUCUUUGACACAACCCUCCCUCUAUGACACAACGGCCAUGGGCUUUUAUCCAUAUGGAAGUUAUGGUGGCCUGGACCUCAACGCUCGUCGCAAGAACGCUACCCGCGAGAGCACCAACACCCUGAAAGCCUGGCUGCACGAGCACAUCAAGAACCCGUACCCGACGAAAGGCGAGAAGAUCAUGCUGGCCAUCAUCACCAAGAUGACCCUGACCCAGGUGUCCACGUGGUUCGCCAACGCCCGGCGCCGCCUGAAGAAGGAGAACAAGAUGACCUGGUCACCCAGGAACCGCAGCGAGAGCGGAGAAGACGAUGAUGACGAUGAAGAUAAGGCCGGCGAUGGUGACAUCGAUGACAACGACAAGAGACUAAAUCAAAGAAACUCGAGAGAGGAAGAAAUUGAUGUGGAAAACACUCACACAACUUUGGACCACCACAGUGAUGGAGGUUCUCGGAAGCCUGGUUCAAAACCCGCUCUGAACCACUCGGUGGAGACUGACUGCAUCUCCCCAGCUCCCAGCAUCGGUGAAGACUCCAGAAGCCGACUAUCUCCCCCUCAGUCACGUGACUCGUACUCCGGUUACAACUUGGAGGGUCACACACCCAGCGACUUUGACGGCGAUCAGCAGAAGCCCAAAAUAUGGUCUGUCAGUGACUUCCUCUUGCCUGGCAAGAUCAACAAAGUCAGCAGCAACAGCAUCAACAGUCAUCCCAACCCCAACAACACCCUCACCACAACCACCAGCACGACCCCUAUCAGCAAUACCAUCAGUAGCAGCAGCACAGACUACAACAACAGCAGCAGCAACAAGACCAGGAGUGAUCCCAGCAGCUGCAGGGAGUCUGGCAUGAAGAUGGACACCAUGCGCUGUGUCCCCAUCUCGCCCAGCUGUCCCGACUCCGCCAUGGAUCUCACCGGAAAGACAGUCGCCGUCGCUGCAGCAGCAGCCUCCGUAGCAGCUGCAGCAGCCGCCGCCCACGCGCACGCCCACGCGCAUGCGCACGUCUCGGCCCUGUCUGCGCGCGGCGCAGCCGGCGGCUUUUUCCCGCCGAUGACGUCACUUCCGGCGCCGCAGCACCUGGGCUCGUACCAGUCGGCGCUGGCCAACUACGCCGUCCACACUACCCACUCGCCCUUCGCUCUCGCCUCCGCGGCGGAAAUGAGCAAGCUGGUCAUGCGCCCUAUGGCCACCAGGCUCAGCCCCUACAGCAGUCCCAAACAGGCUCAGGGGUUCGAGUCGCAUUUUCCUCCCCCGCGUGACUUCAGCGUCGUGCGAGAAGGGGACUGAACUCACGGUGCUCGUGCAUAUUGGUGAAUGACAAUGAGGCAAUGUCAGUGCUUUGUUAGAAGGAGGAAGACAGGAAGGCUGACAAAACUGAUAACUGUAGAUGAUCGUCAGUCAAGUCAGAAACUCUCUCAGGCGUUACCUCACAGGAUAGACUUUUGAAACGCUUUAAUCUUUUGCCUAACCUUGCAAAAGAGUUGGAGAGAAUUAGUGAAGAAUGUGUGUGUGUGUUCUUGCUUGGAGAUAGAGAGUGUGAGAGAGAUGAGAGUGAGAGAGAUUGAAAGAUCUGACGCUUUCUUUAUAAGAAUCAAAUGAUACAUAGAAGGCGAUACAACAGUCAAAGGAACAGAAGUUUGAGACCUGAAGUCUGGACAAUCAGUCUCACUGUGCUUCAGACAGAAAUGGCUGCAAGUGUUGUCUUGAUUGCAGAGUCUCUUGCUCUCCAGGUUACCCUGAAACCUUCUGAAAGCCACGCAAUCAUUUCCUUCAAACCGAAGACUGUUGUUCUCUGGACCGCCAAUGAGCACUUCAUUAACUGAAAAGACAGAGAAACAGAGACAAAAUGAAAAACAGACCUACCUUCUAGAAAAGUGUUUGACGGAGGAAAAAAAGAUGGUCAGACUACUAAAUCUGUUUGAACGGGUUCAUCAGAUAAUCAUCGCCACCCUUCCACCGCCACAAAAAAAAAAUAAAUAAAUAAGUAAAUAAACAAAUCCCAUUUUUCAUCGCAGAGAUACCACAAACUGAGAAUAUUCAUCCGCUCAUUGCAUAUUAUCGCAUGCUAAUACUGUUUUCAACAUGUUUCGAUGUCACGCGUACAUAAUUUAUUGUCUCAUUCAUCAACACUGUGGGUGUUAAAGGCAGGAUGUCAGCUGACUGCGACAUUUCCUACCCUGGGAAACUAAUCGUUUGAUCUCAAAAGCUGCUUUUGCCUGCUUUGUGUUUCCUUGUUUUAGUCCCACUUUCUGAGUAGAGUCCCUUUGUCAUUAAACAUGGACGACACGCUGGAAGUCGCUGAUGUUGAUAAUGAUGUGUAAGAGAUGAUUAGUGUAUUUGAUUGAGGUGCUCGUGUUUUGCAAAUGUGUAUGCAUGUACAUGGAUGUCAAUGGGUGUGUGCUUGCGUGCGGGUAUGUAAGUCUGUGUGCGUGUAUCCGUGUGUGUCUGCGCGUGCGCACGUGUGUUUGUGUGUACAUGCACGUCACAUAUAUAGUUACUCGCAGACUUCCAGCAGAGGCUAUAAAUUCAUUAAAGAAAGUGUAAUCAAUAGAAAACAACAA